AUGAUCAGACAGAGAUUGAAGGAAUCUGCUCAAGGUAAGGAUAUCAAUUUUAUUUCAGACAAUUCCAAUAAUGAGAGCGUUAUCAUUGGUUCAUCAUUGGCAGGAAGUCUUACUUUCAUAAUAGUUAUCGUCAUCUACUGCAAAAAGAGCAGAAACGGAACUCCAGAUUCACUGAUUCAAAAAGGCGGUUUACAAGUCAGUGCGACACCAUUGGAUGGAUUCCCUCAACUCACUCCAUCUUCUAGUAAUGCAUCUGACGGUAGUUACCCAGAAUCAACAUUUCAUGGCAGGAAAUUUGAACCGUUAGACCCUGAGAUGUAUUUGCAGCAAAAUGACUUUACCGAUAAUUUAAUAAAUUCACAACAUAAUAGUCAUGCUAAGCUGUCGACUCUAGACAGUGUGUACAGCCAUCUCAAGAUGGAAGUCGGCCAUUACGACAAAAUAGAUCUGCCAUUCGACAAUAGUCAGGAAACUGAUGAGGACUUAUUCUCUCCACACAGAUCAAACAGUUGUUGCAAUAUUACAGACUCGGGGUAUUCAUCGAGAAACUGCGAGAAGAGAUUUUUAUCGUCCGUAAAGCAGUGCAGCGAGACUCUAAACAACAAUUCACAAACAAGAGAUAUAUUUGUAACCCAUGACAUCCGCGAAAUAGGACUUUCUAAAACUGGUAUGAUGAAGAAAAAUGGAAUUUCAUCAGUAAAGGUGAAGGUAGAAGCAAUACUCUUGGACGAAUUGUCAAGAAAACUGCAUAGCUUUAAAAGGAAACCUGAAGAUAUCGAAUAAUAAUAAUACUAAAGUACAGACGAACCUCAUACAAAUACUGAGAUACAGACCUACCUCAUAAAUAUGGGGUUAUGAAAAUCUAGAUAUAAUUCAACGUGUACAUUUAAAAUUUCUGAAAACUAUUUUUAAUUUGAAAAGCUCAACUCCUAAUCAUAUGAUAUAUGGAAAAUCUGGGAGUUUUCCGAUCUAUAUCAAGUCAAAGUUUUUACAAGAAUGGUUACAUACUGGGCAAAAUUGUUAUACUCAGAAAAUAAAAUUGUUAAUAUUCUUUAGAGAUAUUUUUGUACCCAGUAUGAUAAAGUUGGAUAUAAAAGCCCUUGGAUUGACUGUGUUCAAAAUAUUUUAGUCGUGUGUGGACUUUCAAAUAUUUGGAAUGAGCAAGGUUAUUGUGUAAAUGUUAAAUGGUUAUCUACAGCAGUUAAUCUGAUUUUGAAAGAUCAAUUUAUUCAGAAAUGGUCUUCUGAUGUUGAUGACUCUUCUAAGGAUAAGAUUUAUAAACAUUUCAAACAUUGUUAUGGUUUAGAGAAAUAUGUACUUACUUUGCCUGUAAAAUUAAGAAAAUCAUUUAUGAAAGAGGGUGUUGCACCGAAGCGGGAAUGUUUCCUAAUCGGAGCUCUGUGCCAGCACUCGUGACGUAGAACUGACCUUCAUCCAUAUUUAUUCUCUUAUUGCGUAUUUGCCAUUUAAGUACCUGUAGGAUUCCCCAGUACUAAGGACAAGCCUAAUACAUUUUAUGUGUCAAUACAUUAUACAUGUAGUCUAAACAUAAUUUUUGAAAUCGUGAAAAUUAAAUUGUCUUUCUUUUCUAAGUAUCAGAUACAAUGUAUACGGUUACAUGUUACGAGUGUAUUAAAUAUUUAAUAUUUUGUACUUCUACAGUUUAAAAUCACGUAUACUCGUAUGCAUUAUUUUCUACAACCAACAGUUGGCAAUUGUAAAUGACUCUGACCACAAAACAAAACAUGGGAAGUUUAAUAAGCAUUAAUAAAGUUCAACAUAAUUCAAAGUACAUUGAUUCAUCAUUUUAGAAAUUCGCUCCUGGAAUACAUAUAAUCUUUUCCACUCAAACUGUUUAACAGUUAUUUACUUUGUUUGGCCCUAAAGUUUUUCUUUCAAAACUUUGCAAAGUUCACAACGGUUUUUCGUAAAAGACACCAUGCCUUUGUCAACAACUUUCAGUUAGAAAAACAUACAAAUUCUCUUUAGCCACCUUGCUUAUUAAAAACAACAGGCAUUGCAUGCUGUAUUCAGCUUGUUUGUUGCGAGUCCUAUUCACAAACUAUACAGUGUCCUUAAAAAAGAAAGCAUCGUUACCCAUUAAAGUCGAUGACCUUUUUUAUUUAUGUAAAAGUCGAUGACCUAAAACUGGACCACGCAGUAGACCUUACAUUCCUAUGGAAAAUUACCAUAGAGGUGAAGUUGAAAAUAAUAUCAGUAAAAUUGUUUCGAUUUUUUGAAAUUUACAAAAAAUGUCCUUGUAAAACAGAAUUUCAAAGCUAAGGUUUUUAGUGGAAAACUUGAAGAUCAUGUUCUUACUAAGUUUAUUUUGUUUCACGGAGGCAGUGUUUCUUAAAUUCGGGAAUAUCCCUUCAUUUUAACGCUAAACAUCAUAUAAAUCGCUUAUUGCUUGAUUUAAACUCGAAUUAUUUUGACUAAUGUUUGUCAAUACACGUCUUUAAAACUUAUUUUCAAAAAUGUUUGAAUCAAGACAUAAAUUCCGAUUGAUUUUAUCAUAUACAUGUACAUGUAUUUGAAUAACUUAAUUUUAUCGAUCUUUCAUGCAAAAUUAAAAUGAGACGUGCAACACCUUUUUUCGCACUUCAAAUCACCGUUUAACCAGAGACAGGAAGAUGGUAUAGUAUUCCCCAGAAUGAAAGACUAUGUACAUUUUGUAAUAAAGGAGAAACAGGAGAUGAUUUCCAUUUUGUUUCACAGUUUCCAACUUUUUCACAAUUAAGGAAAAACACAUAGACAAAUUUGUUUAUGAAAGACCAAAUGUUCUGAGGUUUUCUAAUCUAUUGUCAACUCAAGAUAUGAAAAUAUUAAGAAAUCUCUGUGUUUUUGUUUGUCAUAUUUUUGAUAUUGUCUGUUGUUUUUCGUAAUUGGUCUUCUGCUUCCUCUUAAAAGUAUUACUAUAAUGUUUAUUUAUAAAUACAGUGUAUUUUAUGUUCCCCUCUGAUAUCUAAGAAAGUUGCAUUGUUCCAUGUAUGAACCUCUGACGAUUUUUCUUGCAUGUAUUAUAUUUCUUGUACCUCAUGAACUGUUUAACAUGGUUUGAGCAAAUGCAUUAAAUUGAAUUGAAUUUUUAUAUAAACA
Messenger RNA from Ostrea edulis (European flat oyster), 3099 nucleotides. RefSeq lists its product as uncharacterized. The record is from RefSeq and is a predicted model, not a curated record. The transcript is spliced from 4 exons. The coding region runs from base 1 to 783 and encodes 260 amino acids. Lineage: Eukaryota; Metazoa; Mollusca; Bivalvia; Ostreida; Ostreidae.